Messenger RNA from Pimephales promelas (fathead minnow), 1160 nucleotides. It is a transcript of the gene ovol1b, whose product is annotated as ovo-like zinc finger 1b. Gene Ontology annotation, biological process: regulation of transcription by RNA polymerase II; epidermal cell differentiation. Gene Ontology annotation, molecular function: DNA-binding transcription factor activity, RNA polymerase II-specific; RNA polymerase II cis-regulatory region sequence-specific DNA binding. NCBI's taxonomy places the organism in Eukaryota, Metazoa, Chordata, Actinopteri, Cypriniformes, Leuciscidae. Gene Ontology annotation, cellular component: nucleus. The record is from RefSeq and is a predicted model, not a curated record.
ACAUCACCUGGCGAUUUCCUUGUUAUAAGGAAAGGGAUAGUUGAAUUGUGGAUAACUGUUGCGAGAGGAUCCGCUUAAAAGCAUUCUAGGAACUUAGACUAACAUAAUAAACCAUUCUCUAGGUUUUCGAAAAUGCCUCGUGCAUUCUUGGUCAAAAAAGUGAACAUCGUUACUGGAAAAAGAAGCUGGAGUGAGAUUCCGGAUUCCUCGCGUGGGGAGUCUGGGGACAUACCUGAGUCCCUUUUUCCACCAUAUGUGCAUGAAGUCUCAGAGGGAAACAUUGCAGAAUACUCCUGCUUCACAACUGCCCAAAACAAAUUCCUGACUGCAAAGCUGCCAUCCUCUGCUGCACAGGGUCAACUUAAUCACAAGCCAGAAUGUCGCAUUAGGACCCAAAGAGUGCCUUACUUGCGCUCAAAGAUAAAGAUAACUACAGGUAAUAUGCCAUCUCUGCUGUCAGUCAUCCCAGAAAAUGCGAGCAAAUUAGCAGACAUUCCACCUGCUGCAUCAGUUUUAUCCUGCCUGGUAUGUCAGAAGACGUUUACUACAGUGCGUAUGCUGAAACGCCAUGUAAAGUGCCAUAGUGAAACAAAGAAGUACACUUGUGACCACUGUGGAAAAGGAUUUAAUGAUACUUUUGAUCUAAAGAGGCAUGUACGUACACAUACUGGUGUGAGACCCUAUAAAUGCACUUUGUGUGCUAAAGCCUUCACCCAGCGCUGCUCCUUGGAAUCUCAUCUAAAGAAGAUCCAUGCCAUUACUCAGCAGUAUGCCUACAAAGAGCGUCGAGACAAACUGUAUGUGUGUGAGGAGUGUGGCUUGACCGCACAGACACGGGACAGUCUGCAGAAUCAUCUUCAAGCUGACCAUCCACAGAGACUUAUACUGAGAAAAAGCAACUGUAUGCUGGCACAUAUUGAGGAAGAUAAUGUGUCACUGUGUUCACCUGAAACCCCACAAAUAUAGUAAAUAUUAAGUCAGUGAUAGAUUUUCCAUUCUACAUGCACUUUUGUACAGUCAGGAAUUCUAGGCAGAACCAAAUGUCUUAGAAUUAUUGGAAAUAGGAAAAUAAUUCUGAUGUAAUGAAUUGAAUCAAAUUAAAUUACACUUUAGCAGUAUAUUGUUCAUAUUUCAGCAAAAAUAAAAUUCUGGAGUGUUGU